Molecule: messenger RNA, 3160 nt
Organism: Trichosurus vulpecula (common brushtail)
Lineage: Eukaryota; Metazoa; Chordata; Mammalia; Diprotodontia; Phalangeridae
Gene: SLC46A3
Product: solute carrier family 46 member 3
Exons: 7
Coding region: 949-2337 (462 amino acids)
Biological process (GO): vacuolar transmembrane transport
Cellular component (GO): lysosomal membrane
Molecular function (GO): transmembrane transporter activity
Source: RefSeq, a predicted model, not a curated record
GGGCAGACCGCGGGUCCCCGUGAUGGGCUCGGGCGCAGAAAGAGGGCAACAAAGUCUUGGAGGACGCUACGGGCCUCGGGUUUGCUUCCAGCCACCCCCCACGCUCCCUACCUUCCCCGCGGCGCUCGCUGUCCCAGGGCGCGUGGGGCUGCCCCUCUCCCGAGCUCUCUUGUCUUCGGGCGGGGCGCCGGCGGGAGGCGGCCGAGGCUCCGAUUGGGCAGAGCCGGGGGGCGGACGUCACUGUCUUUGUCACCGUCCUGUGCGAGAAGGCGGAAGGGGGCGAGGGAAGGCUCUGCCCGGUUCGGGUGCGAUGGGCUGGAAUGAGUGACAGCGGAGCGGCUGUCGGUCCCCCACGAAGAAGGAAGUGAAAGGAGCAGAGGGGUGGGGAGUCCCAAGAGGGGAGGGAGGGAGCCCACUUUAGGUGAGGGGCGAGGGAGCCGACCUCACCUGGACAGCGGCUUCAGAAGGCUCCUGGAUCUGCGUCUCCCGUUCGGGCACAGCUAUAUGUGCUGGGUCUACACUGCAAGGAAGACUCUGGGCUGGGGCUGAGUAAUCAGACCAUCCAGCUCAUACCAUCACCACCCCUUCCUUAUAAACGGUGCGCGUCCUAGUGGCGUUCGGUUCGUCUGUGCGUCUCAAGAGUGGCCCUGAGGGUCCUAGAUUGGCCUAGCGGACUCAGGUGGAGCCCUUGCUAAUUUCACUCUGGCAGUGUGGACCUGGCCACACAGACUGGCCGCUUCAGUUGCCCAGGACAAAGACGUGAUCACAGCCGGCCUUAUCUCGAGGGACAGGUGAGUCUUCUUGCUCCCAGAGGAGUGGCCAUGAGAGCACGGGGAAGCAGCAGUACUGAGAGCCAAGGAUAAACUGGGACCCUAACACUCCCAUACUCCUGCCCUGCAUGACCAACAGGAAGAUCUGAGCUUAAGAGAACUAAACCAGACCUUCAUCAUGAAGAAGAUUUUGUUCAUAGAACCUUCCAUUUUCCUUAGUGCAUUUGCUUUGUCUUUGAUUAGUCCACUGACCACACAAUACAUUUAUCAGAGGAUAUGGAAGGAAACAAGCAACUAUAGCUAUAUAGAUAAUAGCAAUAUCUCUGAAUGUGAAGCAAAUAAAAGCAACCCAAUUUAUGAAAUCCAAAAGGAAGUUCAAAAAAAAGCCUCUCUUUUUAGUCUUCAGAUGGACUUGAGUGGAUUGAUUCCUGGCAUUGUGGUUACCUUCAUUCUUUUGUCCAGCAGUGAUCAAAAAGGACGCAAAGGGCCUCUGAUUUUGUCUUCUAUAGGGGCUCUUGCAAAUAGUAUUUGUCUUUGUUUGCUCGCAUAUUUGGGCUUGCCUAUCCAACUUCUGAUAGCAUCCACCUUAAUUAGCGCAUUUUGUGGCAAUUCAACAACCUUUUUGGGAGGAUGCUUUGCUUACAUAAUUGACCAAUGUAAAGAAGAGAAGCAGAAAACUAUACGGAUAGCCAUCAUUGACUUAAUAAUUGGACUUGUUACUGGAUUAACGGGAUUGUCUUCUGGCUACUUCAUCAAAGAACUUGGUUUUGUAUGGUCAUAUUUUAUUACUUCAUUGGCUCUAGCCAUUAACUUGAUAUAUAUUGUAUUUUUUCUUGAGGACCCAAUUAGUGUAUCUUCAUCAUGGGAUUCUUCCAUGUCAUGGAGUAAAAACUUUAAAAAAUUAUUUUUGAGAGCUUAUAUGCUUUUUAAAAAUGUUCCUGGCAAACAAAGGACUUUGCUCUGUUUGCUGCUUUUUACAAUGAUUACUUAUUUCUUUGUAGUAAUUGGUUCAUCUCCUAUAUUUAUCCUUUACGAGCUGAAUUCGCCUCUCUGUUGGAAUGAAGUAUUCAUAGGAUAUGGCUCAUCUUUAGCAAGCAUAUCUUUCUUGACCAGUUUUCUAGGGAUAUGGAUUUUUUCUUACUGUCUUAAAGAUGUUUAUAUCGUCUUCAUUGGAAUUUUUACCACGACUGGAGGAAUGGCAUUGGCUGCUUUUGCCAAAACAACACUAAUGAUGUUGUUAGUCAGGAUCCCUUUCCUCUUUACCUUCAUGCCCUUGUCUGUUCUUCGGUCCAUGUUAUCAAAAGUGGUUUCCUCUACUGAACAAGGUACCUUGUUUGCGUGUAUUGCUUUCUUAGAGACGCUGGUUGGAGUUAUUGCAGUUUCUACCUUCAAUGGCAUUUAUUCAGCCACUGUUGCUUGGUUUUCAGGAUUCACUUUUAUGUUCUCAGCUGGUCUCUUAUUAAUCCCAGGAAUCAGUCUAUGUGUUAUAAUGUGUACUAGGUGGGAAGAAGAAGACCGUGCGCUCCUUAUACAAGAAGAAUCCAGGGAAGACAACAUAGUCAAUUGAACCAUUGUGAUUUUUCACCUAUUCAUGAGCAUCUUCAUAUACUCUACCUCUAUGCUAAAUGAAGUGAUGGAGCACAUGGUUCUCUACCACACUGUUAACUAACUCACUGCUAACUUGGAAAUAAACCCCUACCAAUCAGGGACCGUAUUUUCUUUUUGCACUAACUUUUAAAGGAUGCUAUUAGAGAGAUGCUUACAAUGACACAUUAAUACCGAUACAGAAAUAGAAUUUUUCAAUGAGCUGCUUCCCUUUUUCUUUUUGAUGCUUAAAAAGGGACAUAAAACGUAAGGAGCCAGGGAAGCCACUGAAACUCGGGAUCUGGGAACUCCAAUCCUGUGAUAUCAAUGUUUACCUCCUGAACAAAAUACAUGCCAUCUUUUGUACCUUGGGGCUUUUCAUCUGUGUAGCUUCUGAGGCAAUACUGACCUACUUCUCAAGGAUGUUUCGAUGAAUAACUAAUGGAAAUAAUAAAAUAAUAAUAAAUAUGACAUAGCAGCACUUUGUACCUGGUAUGAUGCAUUGCACUUAAUAAGUGCUUAACAAAUGUUUAUUGAAUUGUCUCUAGUGGCAGUUACCACAAUUUGGAAUAGAAUCACCCCUAAAAUUGGCUAUCAUUGUGUUAUGGCUAACCCAAAUCUGGUUAUGGCCAAAAUUAUGAACCUCCAAAAGACAAGCUGUCUGAGAGCACUAUAAUUUUUUUAAAAAAUUUCUGGCAUUCCUAAUUUUGUACAUAGUGAUGGUUUGAAUAUGAGAAUGUAGGCUUAUAAAAUCAAUUUUUAAAAUCUUUUGAAAAAUUAAUAAAUUAAAAAACAAUGUGAAGCAA